Messenger RNA from Zasmidium cellare ATCC 36951, 1770 nucleotides. RefSeq lists its product as uncharacterized. The coding region runs from base 1 to 1770 and encodes 589 amino acids. Gene Ontology annotation, molecular function: xanthine transmembrane transporter activity. Gene Ontology annotation, cellular component: membrane; fungal-type vacuole. The transcript is spliced from 2 exons. The record is from RefSeq and is a predicted model, not a curated record. Lineage: Eukaryota; Fungi; Ascomycota; Dothideomycetes; Mycosphaerellales; Mycosphaerellaceae. Gene Ontology annotation, biological process: transmembrane transport; xanthine transport.
AUGGGCGCCGACGACCUCGUCACCGCCCAGACGACGUCCCCCUCGGAGCAAUACGUCCCACCGCAAGAACCCAGCGACAAUGGCAAGAAGAGCAGCACAUGGCGCACCACCCUCCUCGAACUCAAACACACCCUCACGACGCGCGAAGGCCUGAUAGGAGACUACGACUACGCCUACCUCUUCACGCCCAACAUAUGGCCCUUCAACAAAAGAUACAAAGACCACAUUCCACCCUUCUUCUACCCGGACGACAAGAUCCCUUUACUCCUAAUCCUGAUCCUCGGAAUCCAACACGCCCUCACCAUGAUCUCCGGCAUCGUGACCCCCGUCCUCGCCAUUUCACGCUCUGCGUUCUACCUCGACACAGCCACGACCGAGUACCUCGUCUCCGCAGCCUUCAUCACGAGCGGCAUCGGCACGUUCUUGCAGAUUACGCGCACGAAGGUCAGGGGCACGCCGUAUUAUCUCGGUUCGGGGCUGCUGAGCGUGAUCGGGCCGACGUUUGAUAUCAUUCCGAUUUGUAUCAAGUAUACGGCGCCGUUGUACGCCCGAGGGGUUUGUCCGACUGGGGAAGGGGGCACGAAGUUGCCGUGUCCGGGGGCUUAUGGGAAGUUGAUUGGGAGUGUGCUUGUUUGUGUGUGGAUGCAGUUUUUGGUUUCGUUUGUUCCCGCGAAGACGUUGAAGAGGGUGUUUCCGAGUGUUGUUACGGGGGUUUUGCUGCUGAUUCUGGGGAUUUAUCUCGUCACGACGGCCGGGGAGAGUUGGGGUGGUGGGGCGAGUUGUCACGAUGGUGUUGGGGUGAAUGCUCUGUGUCCGAGCACGAAAGCGCCCAGGCCGUUGCCAUGGGGCGAUCCGAAACUGAUUGGGUUGGGGUUUUCGGUCUUUGUGACGAUUCUGUUGGUCGAGAUGGUGGGGAGUCCGUUGAUGAAGAGCGCGAGUAUCAUCUUCGGUCUUGCCGUGGGAAGUGCGAUCAGUGGCGCCACGGGGUACUGGUCCGACACUCAGAUCCAGCAAGCUCCCGCCGUGACGUUCCUGUGGACAACGACGUUCAAGCUGGGGGUUGAUGGGGCGCUGAUCUUGCCGCUGCUGAUUCUGUUCGUUUGCGAGGCGCUCGUGUGUAUGCCUUCGAUUGCGGCGACUUCUGAGGCUUCGGGCGUGGAGACGGAGGGUCUCAAGGCGAAUACGAGGAUUCAGGGGGGCAUCUUGUGUGAUGCGACGGGGAGUUUGCUGGCUGGGUUUGGGUUUACGAUUCCGAUGGUCAGUCAUGCUGGGAAUAAUGGGGUUAUUGUGGUGACGAGCAAUGCGAGCCGUCGAGCAGGCUACUGCGCCAGUGUGAUCAUCGUCCUAAUGGGCAUCUUUGGCAAGUUCGGCGCGGUCUUCGCCUCCAUGCCCUCAACAAUCCUCGGCGGUAUGCAAACCUUCCUCUACGCAACAAUCGCCAUAUCUGGUAUGCGGAUCCUCGCGACGAUUCCAUGGACGCGCAGAAACAGGUUCAUUCUCUCAGCCUCGUUUGGGCUCGGACUCCUGGAUAUCGUGACGCCGGAGUGGUUCAGCAAGGUCUUGGAUUACAGUGGUCCGAAUGUCCAUUUGAUGGGAUUCUUGGAGGGUGUCAACCUCAUCGUUGAGACGCCGUUCAUUCUUGCGAUGUUGGUUGCAGUGCUGCUCAACUUCAUCAUGCCGCGCGAUAGGAGGGAUCGGUUGCCUUUGGAGCCUGAGGAGUCGUCUGGUCGGUCCAGUAGUGAGAGGGUGGAGCCGAAGGGAGAGCAGUAG